Molecule: messenger RNA, 1437 nt
Organism: Lathyrus oleraceus (garden pea)
Lineage: Eukaryota; Viridiplantae; Streptophyta; Magnoliopsida; Fabales; Fabaceae
Exons: 3
Coding region: 1-1437 (478 amino acids)
Source: RefSeq, a predicted model, not a curated record
AUGCAAAGUGGUAUCUUGUCAUUCAAAGACUCUAGUCCCAAUGUACAAGCUAAUUCGCUGCCCAAACAUGGUAAUGCAACUAUGAAUAUGGUCGAAGGAUGUCCAGGAAAGUACCGGGUUUUUGACGUCAAUCUAAAUAGAAGAUCCUUGGUUGAAAUGUAUGCUACCUUAUGUGAAUCGGGCUAUUAUGAGCAUGACCAUGCUGCUUGCCAUGUAUGUCCCAGAGAUUACCGAGGAUGUGCUGUAGUGAAAAGGGACUUACAAGAAAUACGGGAUCAGAACCUUAUUCAGGUUACAAGGGAUAGAAAUGAAGGUGAGCAUGAGGUGAACAUCAUAGUUCCCCGUUUUAAUCUCCCAGAACCAGUUGUGAUUGCUUAUGAUGGUCAAAAGACUGAUGUUUCUCCGUUGGUUAUUCGUUUGGCGGUUCCUACGCAUUACGAGUCUGAUAAAGUUGUGCCUUACAAUUGUGUGACCCUAAAUGGUCGAGUAUUUGCUGCUGCAGCUCCUAAGAGGACUGAAGAUGUUAUGAUAGAGAAAUUAACUCAAGAGAAAACUCCUAUUACACAGACCGGCCAAUCCAGUAGUGUGAAUCAGAAUGCUGAUCAAGAUGAAGUGCUCAAAUUGAUUAAGAGAAGUAAUUUCAAUGAGGUGGACCAGUUGUUACACACCCCGUCCAAGAUAUUUGUCAUAUCUUUGCUAAUGAGUUCAGAGAAGGUCCUGGAGCAAGUCUAUGUGGACCACGACGUAAGAAUUGAUCAAUUUGAUGGCAUUAUGGCCAAUAUUACUUCAUGUAACACUCUAAGCUUCAGUGAUGAAGAGUUACGUGAACAAGGGAGGAACCACAAUCUACCUCUGCAUAUCUCUUUGACUUGUCAAGAAUAUGCCAUGUCCAAUGUGUUGGUGGGUAUUGGUUCUUCUCUUAAUGUUAUGCCAAAGUCCACUCUAUCCAAGCUUUCUUAUCAAGGUACUCCGAUGAGGUUCAGUGGGGUUAUUGUGAAGGCCUUCGAUGGCUCGAGGAAGACUGUAAUUGGGGAGGUUGGUCUCCCAAUAAAGAUAGAAUUUGAGGCAAAUUUGUUUCAUGCUCUUUCUGUUGAUAAUAUUGUUGCGAAGAAGAAUGAGGAAUCCACGUCAUCGUUGAAGGAUACCAAACAUGUGUUGAAGAAUGCUCAAUCUAUUAAGUUGGGACAAGUUGUUGAGCUUGCAGAGAACAGGAACAGAGAUGGUUUGGGUUUUUCACCUGGUAUAACCCAGAGAAAUUUGAAGCAAAUUCAGGAAAUGUUUCAUAGUGUUGGCUUUAUUCACUCCAAAGAUCGGUCUACUACCGCAAGUUUAGAAGAUCCUGAAGAGCAAGGAGUGCCAAACUUUAUGACAUGUGGAUCGAUGUGCCAGAACUGGAUUGAUGUUGAUGUUCCUUCCGUUAUUCACUUAUCAAAGUGA